Messenger RNA from Vombatus ursinus (common wombat), 1977 nucleotides. RefSeq names its product potassium voltage-gated channel subfamily A member 4 (gene KCNA4). The record is from RefSeq and is a predicted model, not a curated record. The coding region runs from base 1 to 1977 and encodes 658 amino acids. Gene Ontology annotation, cellular component: membrane; voltage-gated potassium channel complex. Lineage: Eukaryota; Metazoa; Chordata; Mammalia; Diprotodontia; Vombatidae. The transcript has a single exon. Gene Ontology annotation, molecular function: delayed rectifier potassium channel activity; potassium ion binding; protein binding. Gene Ontology annotation, biological process: protein homooligomerization; potassium ion transmembrane transport.
AUGGAGGUUGCAAUGGUAAGUGCCGAGAGCUCGGGCUGCAACAGUCACAUGCCCUAUGGAUAUGCCGCUCAGGCCCGGGCACGGGAGAGGGAGCGGCUAGCGCACUCCAGGGCUGCUGCGGCCGCUGCAGUUGCAGCUGCCACGGCAGCGGUGGAAGGCAGCGGGGGCUCAGGAGGAGGCAGCAGCUCGCACCACCACCACCAGGCCCGUGGGGCCUGCUCUUCACAUGACCCCCAGAGCAGCCGGAGCAGCAGAAGACGGCGGCGGCAGCAGCGGACGACAGAGAAGAAGAAGAUCCCUCACAGACAGGGCAGCUUCCCUCACUGCUCAGACCUCAUGCCUAGUGGCUCAGAAGAAAAAAUCCUGAGGGAGUUGAGUGAGGAAGAGGAGGAGGAAGAGGAGGAUGAGGAAGAGGAAGAAGAUGGGAGGUUUUAUUAUAGCGAAGAUGACCACGGGGAUGAAUGUUCUUACACGGACUUGCUGCCUCAAGAUGAUGGGGGUGGGGGUGGCUACAGUUCUGUCCGCUAUAGUGACUGCUGCGAGAGGGUGGUCAUCAAUGUAUCCGGCCUCCGCUUUGAGACCCAGAUGAAAACCCUUGCUCAGUUUCCAGAGACCCUACUGGGGGAUCCUGAGAAAAGGACUCAGUAUUUUGACCCUUUACGGAAUGAGUAUUUUUUUGACCGGAACCGGCCCAGUUUUGAUGCCAUCUUAUAUUAUUACCAGUCAGGGGGGCGUUUGAAGAGGCCAGUCAAUGUCCCUUUUGACAUCUUCACUGAGGAGGUGAAGUUCUACCAGCUCGGAGAGGAGGCCCUCCUCAAAUUUCGGGAAGAUGAAGGCUUUGUGAGGGAAGAAGAAGACAAGGCUUUGCCAGAAAAUGAGUUCAAGAAACAGAUCUGGCUGCUCUUCGAGUACCCGGAGAGCUCCAGCCCAGCGCGGGGCAUCGCCAUCGUCUCCGUCCUGGUCAUCUUGAUCUCCAUCGUCAUCUUUUGCCUGGAGACUCUGCCAGAGUUUCGGGAUGAGAAGGAGACUACCAUGGCCAUGAAUGCUGGCGGGCGGGGGCUGAUGCCCAAUGACACCAUGUCCUCUCACCUGGAGAACUCCGGACACACGAUCUUCAAUGACCCUUUUUUCAUAGUGGAGACAGUCUGCAUCAUCUGGUUCUCCUUCGAGUUUGUGGUCCGCUGCUUUGCCUGCCCGAGCCAAGCCCUCUUCUUCAAGAACAUCAUGAACAUCAUUGACAUUGUUUCCAUUUUGCCUUACUUCAUCACGCUGGGCACCGACCUGGCCCAGCAGCAAGGGGGUGGCAAUGGUCAGCAGCAGCAGGCCAUGUCCUUUGCCAUCCUGAGGAUCAUUCGCCUGGUCCGGGUUUUCCGGAUCUUCAAGCUUUCCAGACACUCCAAGGGCCUUCAGAUCCUGGGCCACACCCUCAGGGCCAGCAUGCGGGAACUGGGCCUUCUGAUCUUUUUCCUCUUCAUCGGGGUCAUCCUGUUCUCCAGUGCUGUGUACUUUGCCGAAGCAGAUGAGCCUACUACGCAUUUCCAAAGCAUCCCGGAUGCCUUUUGGUGGGCUGUGGUGACCAUGACAACUGUGGGCUAUGGGGACAUGAAGCCCAUCACGGUGGGGGGCAAGAUAGUGGGGUCCCUGUGUGCCAUUGCAGGUGUGUUAACCAUUGCUUUGCCCGUGCCAGUGAUUGUUUCCAACUUUAACUAUUUCUACCACAGAGAGACUGAGAAUGAGGAGCAGACGCAGCUGACCCAGAAUGCCGUCAGCUGCCCGUAUCUCCCCUCUAACUUGCUGAAGAAAUUCCGGAGCUCAACUUCUUCUUCUUUUGGGGACAAGUCUGAGUAUCUGGAGAUGGAAGAAGGAGUUAAGGAAUCUCUUUGUGCAAAAGAGGAAAAAUGUCAGGGGAAGGGGGACGACAGUGAAACGGAUAAAAAAAACUGCACCAAUGCCAAGACUGUGGAGACUGACGUGUGA